CGCGCGCAUAAAGUCGACGGUCGUUUGUUUUUGUAUUUUGGAAGCAAUUUUCACCGACCUUGUUUGAUGGAGGAUAGACUCACUGGAAAGUCAUUUCGUCGGUAUUUGUGACCCCUUAGACUAGAGAAGCGAAGAUGAGAUUUUCGGAGCAUCUCACGGCCCAUAUUACUCCAGAAUGGCGGAAACAGUACAUCCGAUAUGAGGAACUCAAGAACAUGCUGUACGAUGCCCAGAGAGCAGCCCCAGAAGCAGAUAUAUCGGGGGAGGCUCAGGUGGAUCGCCACUUUGUCCAGUUUGAAGAGAAGUUCUUUCAAUUCUGUGAGAAGGAGCUCUCUAAAAUCAAUACUUUCUUCUCAGAAAAAGCAGCUGAGGCAUCACGCAACUUUGCCCAACUAUGCGACGAGCUCCGCCAGGUGGACAGCAAACCCAGUGCCAAGGAUACCCGACGGGCCUCCCUCCGACGGCGGAGCUCCUUCUUCAUCCCCGAACAACUGGACAGUGAAACCAGGGUCAUUAAAUCCCAUAAGCGUAAGAUAACAGAUCUGAAGCUGGCUUUCACAGAGUUCUACCUUAGCCUCAUACUCCUACAGAACUACCAGGAACUCAACUUCACAGGUUUCCGUAAGAUCCUCAAGAAACAUGACAAGAUGCUAAAAAACAAGAGUGGUGAGAACUUCCACCUCAACAGAGUACAACACUCACCGUUCCACACUGCAAAACAAAUUAACAAUAUCAUCUAUGAAACAGAGACGUUAUACAUCAAUGAACUUGAGGCAGGUAACAGACAGAAGGCUAUGAGUAAAUUAAGGGUGCCACCACUUGGAGCAAAGAAUAUCAAUUGGACCACUUUCAGAGUUGGUUUGUUCCUGGGUAUCUUCACUGUUCUGUGCUUCGUUGCUGCUGUUGCUGGCCUCCUCAUCGAGAGUAAAGUCGACAACAUGCCAGCCAUCAGGAUGUACCGUGGAAUGUUCCUCAUUAUCCUUAUGAUCUUCCUCCUCGGUAUCAACACCUACGGCUGGAGGAAGGUCGGGGUCAACCAUGUGCUCAUCUUCGAGUUGGACCCUCGGAAUAAUCUCUCGCAUGAGCAGCUCUUAGAGGUUGCUCUUCUAUUCCUGGUGUUUUGGAUCAUCAGUAUCUUAGCAUUCAUCUGCUGCAGCAUGACCAGCAUCCCUCCGUACAUCAACCCACUCAUCCUGGCAGGUUCCAUGCUACUCUUUCUUAUCAACCCCACCAGGACGCUCAACUACAGGGCACGGUUUUGGCUCCUUAGAAUUCUAGGUCAUAUAGCAAUAGCUCCAUUCCAUGCUGUAGGCUUUGCAGACUUCUGGCUUGCCGAUCAGCUCAAUAGUCUCACGUGUGUGCUUUUAGACAUGGAGUUUCUUAUAUGUUACUAUUCUUGUGAAGUCAGCUGGGUUGGUGAUGGGCAAUGUAAAUUAUCCUGUUUAUCUUCCUACUCUCACGCGAUACGGGCAGUAGUGGCGUGCCUUCCUGCGUGGUUCCGGUUUGCGCAGUGUUUACGCCGUUACCGCGACUCCAAGAAAGCAUUCCCCCAUCUCGUCAACGCAGGGAAAUAUUCAACCACAUUUUUCGUGGUCCUCUUCUCAGCGCUAGUGCAUGUAAGAAGAGAUCAAGAACUACAUGAGCAUUUUUACCAGGAUCCGUUAUACUGUUUAUGGAUCUUCAGUGCUUUCUGCAGCUCCUGUUACACCCUAACAUGGGAUAUCAAAAUGGACUGGGGGCUCUUAGAGAAGAAAUCCUACAAUAAAUUACUAAGGGAUGAAAUUGUUUAUCCAGAAAAGGUGUAUUAUUUUGCAAUGGUAGAAGACUUGGUGCUCCGUUUCAUCUGGUCUGUCAAUAAUACGAUAGGACAGAUGGACAUCGGCCGAGGUCGCAAUGGACUCAUCAUCUCCUCCAUUUUAUGUUUCUUAGAAGUUAUAAGGAGAUUUAUAUGGAACUUCUUCCGGUUGGAAAACGAGCAUCUCAACAACUGUGGUCAGUUCAGAGCAGUUCGAGAUAUCUCAAUCAAACCAGCAAAGGAGGAUGAGAACAACCCUAUGAAGGUUGAGGAGAUGAUGGAUAAUGAAGAAUUUGUGCCUCUAUGCAAACACAAACCUCCCAGCGAGGUACGCAGGAGAAUAAGUGUAAGAAGUUGUGACGGAGUGGAGAACAAUCACGUUGGUCUUUCAGUGCCCCUCCUUUCAUCCAGUCCCGAGUGCAUUCCAAAGCGGCCUUCUGUUGUUCGCUUCCAGAUAGGUGACAACGACAGCCGAGCAUCGAAGACCAGUGUAGCCCAGGUUGGUUUGUAUGAAGAUGGCAGUAAUGAUGACGAUGAUGAAAAUAGCAGUGAGAAUACUAACCACAGGGAUAUGCUUGUAUGAUUUGCUUUGCUGAAUUUAGGAUUUAUAUGACAUGUUUUGGGAUUUUAUGCUGUAUGUGGCGAGCUGACUCUCACUCUAUUACAUGUAUCUUAUCUUUGCUCACUUCAGCAUUUUAUGACCAUAUUUAGGUAGAGCAUGGUGGAAAACAUUGGUAGUACAAGGUAUGCAUUUGCCAAAUAAAUACCCAUAGACCCCAUUUUAAUCUUUCUGAAGUCACUUGAGUGACAACUCUUUGGAACCUGUCAAAUUUACACUCUGAUAUAUAUCUAAUGGAGGUAAGAAGUCUUUACAUGGCCAUAUAUCUGGCCCUGAAGGACCAAUUCCCACCACAUUUGGGUCAUUGGUGCUUUACAUCAUGCUCUGCUAGGAUAUGGUGUCAAAAUGCUGAAAUGCAAAACAAGACUUUAUGACAUAACAUUUAUACUCUGUUACUCCUUGGGGUGUGUUGGGAAUGCUAUCAAGCUGCCAAUUCUGGACCAAUAUCCUAGCAAAAAAAAAGAAGGAGACCAACGCAAUCUCAGAUGUCGAAAUACUCAAUAUCAUGAAUAAAAAUGUGUUGCCCUCGACUUAAACCAAGUACUAGACUUCAACCAAAUGCACUCUUAUACCUUAACCUUAAUGUUAACUGGAAUGAUCAAAAUCUGAUAUGUAAUCCUAUACUUUUGUAAAGGAAAGUGGACCAAUCAUUACAGGUGAAAAUACAUAAUUACAAACACUAUUCACUCUGGGGGCCGUUUCAUAAAGCUGUUCGUAAGUUAAGAGCGACUUGAAGGAUACUGGUGAACCUUUCUUACGCGC
This is a messenger RNA of Lytechinus variegatus (green sea urchin), 3176 nucleotides long. RefSeq names its product xenotropic and polytropic retrovirus receptor 1 homolog (gene xpr1). NCBI's taxonomy places the organism in Eukaryota, Metazoa, Echinodermata, Echinoidea, Temnopleuroida, Toxopneustidae. Bases 135 to 2378 code for a protein of 747 amino acids. Gene Ontology annotation, molecular function: inositol hexakisphosphate binding. Gene Ontology annotation, cellular component: cytoplasm; plasma membrane; Golgi apparatus. Gene Ontology annotation, biological process: cellular response to phosphate starvation; phosphate ion transport. The record is from RefSeq and is a predicted model, not a curated record. The transcript is spliced from 16 exons.